Messenger RNA from Pararge aegeria (speckled wood butterfly), 2698 nucleotides. Its product is annotated as zinc metalloproteinase nas-6-like. NCBI's taxonomy places the organism in Eukaryota, Metazoa, Arthropoda, Insecta, Lepidoptera, Nymphalidae. Gene Ontology annotation, molecular function: metalloendopeptidase activity. The transcript is spliced from 7 exons. The coding region runs from base 1559 to 2698 and encodes 379 amino acids. The record is from RefSeq and is a predicted model, not a curated record. Gene Ontology annotation, biological process: proteolysis.
UAUAGUUCCAUUCAAAGUUUAUGUCGUCACGGAAGUUGGCUGCGAGAGUAGCUUCGCGCAGGUAGGCAAGUGUACCGUCCCGCUCAUUGGCCGAUACAGACCAUUGAAUUCUGCGCAUCGACACGCACAAAGUUCAAAAGUCAUAGUUUAUUCCGACUAAACAACAAUUAAGUAUAGCUUUAGUAAAGUAUGUAUGCUGUAUGACUUGUAUGGCUCAGUAUGAGUGGCGAAAGUGGAGGAUAUCCAAGGGUUAGUUUAUUAUGCUCCAUACAUCGUAUAUUAUAAUUAAUGUUACAAUUUGAUCAUCAUCAUCAACAUUUUAUAUAGCAGGUAUGUCUUGCCUCCGAUGGAAAUCGUGGGUAAACCCACGUGGGUUAUAUCACGGAGUAAGGAUAGAUAGAUAAUCGUUAUGUAUUUGCGGGGCGAAGAAAUAUGUUGUCACGAUACUGUCUAGAAGACUAUGGCAUUUAUUAUGAGUUCAAAGUCGACAAACUUCUGUAUCUCUUUAUACUGUGGUUCUAUUUUGAUAAUUUCUUGCUAUUUUUUUUUUACUUUGAUUAUAUUAGGUUUAGAUUUAGUCGUAUGCCAACAUAGUAAAGCGGUGCGUUUCGUGAGGCGUGGCCAAUAUGAUUAUGAAGAGGUAACCUCUAUGAAAUAAAUCUUAGAAAGAAGAAAUUCCUAUUAUACUGAUACCUACGGGACUUCUACAUUCAUUCAAUCACUUGGUCCACGGUAAAAAAAGUAGAGAACGUAAAACAGUCAAAUCAAGGUAUCAUUGUGCCAAAUUUAGAAGAUCGGUAAAGCGACUGUGCCGUUCUUCAAAUAAACAGAGAAACACUUUUAUAAUAUUUUAUCAGUCGAUAAUCUAAUUGGACCUGCACUAGCCCCACACCGUCAGUUUGACCUUAGUGGACAUUUGUCCUGAGCAUUUUGAGCCUUAACAAUAAACCUCGCAUAAUAGCGGAAUGGUUAUGCAGUGUUAUUUCAACACUUUUCAAGUGCCUAUGCAUUUGAAAAUUGUUGUCGGUUAAAGUGUAAUGAAACACUGUUUAUCUAUUCCGACAUUAUGUCACGUUUAUUUGUAAGAUCUCUCGUGCCUUACGGUGAACAUGGUAUGACGUGCAACGUGAUAUUGUUGUAUUUUUUUCAUAUGGGCAUGGCUUAAGUAAAUUGCUACACACCAAAUCUGCCGGCGGCGUCCUCGUCGUGGUUAAACCGUUCGUUCAAUAAAGACUUUAAUUUAAAUUGAUCAUGAACCAAGGCUUUGUAUUAAAAUGUACAUUCAAAGAAAGAAAUAUAUAUAUUUUUUACGUCAUUCGUCAGGUAUUGAAUCAACAAUUUUAUACAGAAACAGAUAACUUAAACUAUGUACUGAUGAUUUAAAUGAAGGUAUAAAUUUCAUAAAUAUUUCAAAUAUCUUAUCUCCUAAUGUGUGCAUGGUAGGUUACUCUGCGUAUUUUUACUGAAAGUUGUGACCAUCGGUAAAUGAUAAUUUGUAGAUAAUUAAAAACCAUAAAUCCGAAACAUAUUGGUCAUAAGCCACGAUUUCGGUUUUGACAUGCUGUUUCUAGUAAAUACGGUAAAGAUACAAGAAGAUCCUGCACUGCAAAAUGAUAUGAGCGUACGGUGGCCCAAUGGAGUCGUUAGGUAUUACGUGGACGAACGAAGUUAUGACAAUAUUUUUGGCGUUUUGAUGGAAUCGGCUAUUCAAAUAAUACACAGAAGAUCAUGUAUUCAAUUUAUGAGAAUGGAAGAUAUUGAUAAGUCUUCGGUUAAUAUGAGUUGGAUUCACAUCACUAAUCCAAGAAAAGAACGGAAAUGUAAUCACGAGCCAAGGUUUAUGGAUAACUUAGAAAUUGAACUAGUUUUUGGUUAUGACUGUUUAAAAACUAAAGAUAUGCUACAUACGCUACUCCACGGGAUCGGUAUCAAAGAUGAAGUUACACAUCCUCACCGAGACAAAUACAUACGGGUACUGUGGGAUAACAUUCAUCCUGCAUACCAACAUUUAUAUCGCAAACAAGAAGAGACACCAUCUAAAAUUCUAGUCGAAUACGAUCCUUUGAGCGUGAUGCAGUUUCAUGAUCGUGCUUUUAGCAGAAAUGGACGUGCUACUAUAGUACCUUUAGAACCUGGUUUAGUUAUAUCCCCAUCAGAAACUUUAUCCCAACUUGAUCAAAUGCGUUUGCAAAUGUAUUUUGGCCAUGAAUGUAAUAAAAGAAAAGUGUCUAACUUGUUAAAAUCAUGUAAAAAAUCUUUUAAGGAAGAGCGUGGCAAAGAACACAGCGAUAUUAAAAUGCAAGAUGCAAAUAAUUCUGAUUUAGACUAUAGUGCUGAUGAUACAGUAAGCAUAGAAAAUAUAAGCUCGCAUAAAGAGGCAACAAAUGUAGAAGAUGAAGACCCAAAAUAUAUUACAAUGGAAGAAGUAAUUCAAGAUGAUGCAGGAAAUGCCUCUGAAAAGAAAAGUGAUGGAGACAAUGAUUAUGAAGAUAUAAAAGGUGUAGAUACAGAUGAUGACAAAAUACAAUAUACAGAAGGGCAGGAAGAUGAAGAAGGGGAAGAUAAAGAAGGACAAGGUGUAGAAGGCCAAGCUGAAGAAGGACAAGAUAAAGAAGGACAAGAUGAAGAAGGGCAAAAUAAAGAAGCAGAAAGUAAAGGCACAGAUGCAAAUAUAAUUGAAGCUCAUACUACUUUAUAA